Messenger RNA from Porites lobata, 345 nucleotides. The record is from the annotation of a GenBank genome assembly. NCBI's taxonomy places the organism in Eukaryota, Metazoa, Cnidaria, Anthozoa, Scleractinia, Poritidae.
AUGCAAGUGGAAUCGAGCGCUUCACCUCUAUUGACGAUUGACGAAGUGGAAAACGUCCAACGUCAACGGGUAGCUAGCCUUAUCGGCCAUGUGUUCCAACUGACUUAUGCGGCUACGGUAGACAAACUCAUUCAAGAAGAAAAGCUGAAUCGCUGCCACGGUUGUGCUAUUCAACACCCAAGUCAAAACCAACAUUCUUGCCUCAUGAUGGAUAAUGAUGACGCAUGGAUGUGUUACCAUGAUGAAGUGGUGGAACAAUUUGACCUUAAUGUUAUAUUAAAAACGGCUGAAAGUGUGUGCAGUGCUCUUGGUUUCAAACUUGAAAAACGUGGGAAGCGUACGUGA